This is a messenger RNA of Lutzomyia longipalpis, 1002 nucleotides long. RefSeq lists its product as uncharacterized. The transcript has 4 exons. Bases 59 to 946 code for a protein of 295 amino acids. Lineage: Eukaryota; Metazoa; Arthropoda; Insecta; Diptera; Psychodidae. The record is from RefSeq and is a predicted model, not a curated record.
AUAAAAUGCCACUGUUUGCCCGAAGUUUAACUAAAGCGUCUCACCGAAAUCAGGGAAAAUGAUUAAGGAAGUUUUCUCUCUGGCUCUACUUGUGGCCUUGGCACAGUGUGCUAAUGAAAUCCCUAUUAAUCGUCAGGGGAAAGAUUAUCCAGUUCCGAUCAUUGAUCCAAAUAAAUCAUCUUCGGAUGAUUAUUUCGAUGAUCGUUUCUACCCUGAUAUUGAUGAUGAGGGCAUAGCUGAGGCUCCUAAGGAUAAUAGGGGAAAAUCCCGUGGUGGUGGUGCGGCUGGCGCAAGAGAAGGUAGGUUAGGUACGAAUGGGGCUAAACCGGGUCAGGGUGGAACUAGACCAGGACAGGGUGGAACUAGGCCAGGACAGGGUGGAACUAGGCCAGGUCAGGGUGGAACUAGGCCAGGUCAGGGUGGAACUAGACCUGGGCAAGGUAGAACUAGACCAGCUCAGGGAACUACUAGGCCAGCUCAGGGAACUAGAAAUCCAGGAUCGGUUGGUACGAAAGAAGCCCAGGAUGCGUCAAAACAAGGUCAAGGUAGAAGAAGGCCAGGGCAAGUUGGUGGUAAAAGACCAGGACAAGCAAAUGCUCCUAAUGCAGGCACUAGAAAGCAACAGAAAGGCAAUAGAGGCGUCAGAAGGCCUGAUCUAUCGCGCUACAAAGAUGCCCCUGCAAAAUUCGUUUUCAAAUCUCCUGAUUUCAGUGAAGAAGGCAAGACUCCAACUGUAAAUUACUUUAGAACGAAGAAGAAGGAGCACAUUGUGACCCGUGGUAGUCCUAAUGAUGAAUUUGUUCUGGAGAUUCUCGAUGGGGAUCCAACUGGGCUUGGACUAAAGAGUGAAACCAUAGGCAAAGAUACGCGUUUAGUGCUGGAGAAUCCCAAUGGAAAUUCCAUCGUGGCUCGUGUUAAGAUCUACAAGAACGGUUAUUCAGGAUGAAAAAGAAAUCCUUUGAUUUCCCCCCCCCCUCUUCCUUUAAAAUUCAACAUAAUAAA